Molecule: messenger RNA, 2232 nt
Organism: Marasmius oreades (fairy-ring Marasmius)
Lineage: Eukaryota; Fungi; Basidiomycota; Agaricomycetes; Agaricales; Marasmiaceae
Exons: 6
Coding region: 771-2018 (415 amino acids)
Source: RefSeq, a predicted model, not a curated record
UACAACUUCCACCGUUGAAACGUUGACGCGUGGUUUCUUUUAUCAAUUUCCCCCUCCUUUGUCUUUACAAGGAUUGUAUGUUUCCACCAUUCGUCGUGCCUUAUUUCUUCAUUGUUUCGCAUACCAUCAACUGCCCCGAUAAACUUGGUUUCGUUGGCGUUGUGUCGUUCUGUCCUAUCCGUGCACAAAGACAUCCUCAACAAACGCCAGCGUGAUGACCUAUAUUCGUAGGUCAGUUGACAAAGCGUCAUCCUCGGCCCAAUACGUCUAUCUACAUCUCAUUCAUGGCAGAUCCGGUGGUAAGGGUUGAUGCAUUUUCAUCGAUGCUUCUCCCUCGGGAUAUGAAGAUGUGGAAUAGUAGAGAAGGUUGAGCGGUGGGAAGAAUUGGCUGUGAGGGUAGAUUGACGUGCCGAGGUGCUCAUGAUCAAAGUCCGUCUGCGACUCCAGGCCCGAAGAUUACCGAACUUUGAGGCCCUCUUCAUGACGAUCGAUUCGAUUUCGCCGAGCAAUGUUGAAUCCAGGUCAUCAACGGUUCUUCGACGAUUCGGACAGCAGACUGCCUCCUCUUUUAUACAUCUUACGAAGAUAGGUUCAUAUGGCGGCUCCCCAUAGCACCCUUGGGGAUUGAUCAGACUUGACCUAAUCGACCAACUGCAUUGUUCGUCAGGUUUGCUUUGAUCUCCAAGCCACAAACCUCCCGCCAUCGUGUCCGCUGUGCCCUAGUGGCUUAUUGUUCGAGUCGAAUGAUCGAUUACCUUUCCUGGGCUUGAAUGAUCUUAGUCCAUAUAUUGGGGGGCGUGACUGUUUGCAUUUGUCGCGUCUUUCUUGUGUCUCCACUGCCACCAUUAUUACUUCUACCUCUCAUCAUGAACGGCUUUAAUUAUAACUACAAGGCGAAUCACUGCGAAGACAUGAGUGCCACCUCAAGUGGCGUCGUUCAAUCGCAACCUCAUCCCUUCCUUAAUCCCGGAAAACCCUUUCGUCGAGACCAUAGCGAAGGAAGUGUAUGGGAGGACCCUCUGUCUAAGCAAGCUAAGCAAACUCUGGAGAAGGGGCACGAGGGCCUUCCAGGCACAGUAGAAACCGAUGUUGAUAUGGAAGAUGGUGUUGCGUGUGCCAGCAGCUUCUCGUCUUCACGUCGGGACCUUCCUUCAGUUCAGAGGAUCUAUCCUGUCUACCAAGCACCUGUGUUGAAGUCUACCGGCACUUACCCAUCUGCAACCAAAGCCACGACUUCUGCUGUCGUCCCGAAGAAGAUUGUUCAACUUCAGAAGAGGGGCGACAUACACCCUAUUCGGCUCGAAGCCCUCCAGUUCCCAGGAAAGGCAGAAGGAGCUAUCAAUCUGGAUUUUCUGAAGUGGCCGAUAGGAUUUCCUUAUACAACCCCAAAAGUAAUAGGCAAAGUGUCAAUAAGACCUCGUGGUCUCCCUGUAAAAGUGGAAUUGAGGGACGCCAGCUUGGAGGAGGAAUUGAACGCGCUUUUCAGUCACUCCUCACUCCUUUCACCUGUCCACGCGGGUUCUUUCCCUAUCACCGGUCAUGCUAGCAGUUCAAAACAUUGCCAGCAAUCCUCCGGUUUCCAGAGCGUACCCGCCGAGCUCGGAUAUCGCCUCUCAGGUUCUACCGAUACCGGUGCUAGUACCUCUACGGGCUUUGGAGGACAUGGUGUCCAUCCUCUGCCAGGCGUUCCCCGGCUAACGCAAGGCUCCUACUCUCCUCUACCUACGACUAGCCCUGUUCGUACUGUCACCGGGACUACCAAUGGUCGCGUUGACCAACCACAAAUGCCACUGUAUUCUGCCUACCAGGGUACGGUUGAUGUUACUCAUACCUCCAAUGUCCCGGAGUCCGGGUCUCCUACCUCUGCUCUCUCUACUCAUCCUAUCGCCGACGCUAACAAUAAUUGCAAGUACUGUGGUGGUCCAGCUACGAAGAAUCCGAGGAAGCAUGCCAAAACCGCCAGAUGUAGAAAAGUGAGGAAGGAAAGGGGGAUGGUUAUUCCCGGGCUGGAUUUGUAGGAGGUCUUCGUGGAGUUGUGCCACUGGAGGCAUGUUAUUAUGUUUCCCCGGUUGUGUUUCUUUCCUGUUGAUAUAUCGGCCUAAAGUCAAGCUAGGCCGGCUCUCAGCGAAGUAUUAGGUAUUGUGGCUACGUAGGUAUCGGACUGGAAGGUAUGUAUCUUUAUGAGCAUAAAUGAUCGAUCGCACUGGCAUACUAGAACCCUCUGUUAAUCUU